AUGAACAUGAUGCUGAGCUACGCCUGUAGGAGCUACGCCUGUAGGAGCUACGCCUAUAGGAGCUACGCCUGUAGGAGCUACGCCUGUAGGAGCUACGCCUAUAGGAGCUACGCCUGCAGGAGCUACGACUGUAGGAGCUACGCCUGUAGGAGCUACGCCUAUAGGAGCUACGCCUGUAGGAGCUACGCCUAUAGGAGCUACGCCUGCAGGAGCUACGCCUGUAGGAGCUACGCCUGUAGGAGCUACGCCUAUAGGAGCUACGCCUGUAGGAGCUACGCCUAUAGGAGCUACGCCUGUAGGAGCUACGCCUAUAGGAGCUACGCCUGUAGGAACUACGCCAAUAGGAGCUACGCCUGUUGGAGCUAUGCCUGUAGGAGCUACGCCUGUAGGAGCUACGCCUGUAGGAGCCUUGUUUACUGGAACAACUAG
Messenger RNA from Knipowitschia caucasica, 429 nucleotides. The record is from the annotation of a GenBank genome assembly. Lineage: Eukaryota; Metazoa; Chordata; Actinopteri; Gobiiformes; Gobiidae.